Molecule: messenger RNA, 1142 nt
Organism: Tripterygium wilfordii
Lineage: Eukaryota; Viridiplantae; Streptophyta; Magnoliopsida; Celastrales; Celastraceae
Product: nudix hydrolase 18, mitochondrial-like
Exons: 5
Coding region: 315-839 (174 amino acids)
Cellular component (GO): cytoplasm; nucleus
Molecular function (GO): pyrophosphatase activity
Source: RefSeq, a predicted model, not a curated record
CAAAGGCAGCUCAUUUUCUCACAUGCGGCUCUCAAACUUUGGAUUUUUUUCUCUCUUCUAAAAAUAGCUAAAUAUAAGAGUCCCUUUCGUUUGAUAGAUUUCAUUUCCCCUUCUGUCAUUCACCCAAUCCUCUUAUUCUGCAUCUUCAAACGUCUAUUUAUCUGGAUUUUUGGGCAUUUAUCUAUAACCGAUUAACUAACACUACAAUCUAGCAGCAAUACCGCUUUGUGCUCUUCUAUAUUUGUAACCCACUAUUUUCUUUAUCUUCAUCUUGGGUUUUCCAAAUUUUGGGUUCUUAAUUUUCUGGAGAAUCGAUGGCGUGUUUGGUUUCUCGCACAGGAAGGGAGCUCCAGAGAUACGACCACUUGGGCCGCCGCCAAGUUGUGGGAUGCAUACCAUAUAGAUUCAAAAGUUGCAGUGAUGGAUCUAUUAGCGAUGAACUAGAAGUCCUCAUCAUCACUUCACAGAAAGGUCAAGGAAUGAUGUUUCCUAAGGGUGGCUGGGAACUUGAUGAAUCUGUGGAAGAAGCAGCUUCUCGAGAGUCACUUGAAGAGGCUGGAGUUCUUGGCACUGUUGAGUGUGGAUUGGGCAAAUGGAACUUUUUAAGCAAAAGCCAAGGCACAUUUUAUGAAGGAUACAUGUUUCCUCUGCUUGUGAAGGAGCAAUUAGAACUCUGGCCGGAGAUGAAUGUGCGGCAACGAAUAUGGAUGACUGUGGAUGAUGCUAGAGAAGCUUGUCGGCAUUGGUGGAUGAAGGAAGCCCUAGACAUAUUAGUUGACCGGGUUAUGUCUCCCCGACAAGAAAACGGAGAAGAUGUAUUAUCUUGUUCAUUAAGCUAGGAAAGUUCAUGGGAGUUUGUACAUAGGAUUUUCCUUGUUCAAAACCAUGUGAUUCAUAUUUUCAGUCUUCCCGAAAAUAGACGAGAGAAGAAUUGGAAGCCAUGGUUUUCACGGAGGCAGUGUUAGGAGCAAAAAGGAUUGUUGUUUCUUGUUACAUACUUCAUGGAGUUCUGAAGGUUUAUGGACAUUCUCUGGACAGUAAAUCAAAUACUAAGAAGGAAAAUGUACACAGAUUGUAAAUUUGAACUUCUUCAAUGAGAGAUUAAUGAAAAUCCUUUUUUCCAAUUGAACGUUGAUGGUUCA